GUUCGUUCACUGGUGGAACACUGCCGGGUUUCCCCGGAAACGAAUGAUGACAUUAUAUGGCGGUUUUGUGGAGCUCGAUCGAAUUUAUACAGGGGCAAAGACAAAGACGUGCCGUUCACGCGAUCCCGCGUGCUCACGUGACCACGAGGGCUCGCCUGUUUCCUUCGAGAAAGACGGAACGCGAUAUAACAUGAUGAGGGUCUUCGGCAGAGGUCCGAGCGCCGUCGCCUUGGAGGACGACAACGCCACUAGCCGCAGCCACCUGGGCGGUUCCUCGUCCGAUGUGCACCUGCCGACGGUGUUCACUAUCUCAAGUGGCUACCGGCGCUUCCAGCCGGUCAUUUCCGGUCCGUUCGCCGCCUUCUCGGAGCUGCGGCGGCGCCACCCGAACCUGCUUCCGUGCGCCAUGUGCGUGGCCGUCGCCUGCGUCGGGCUGACGCUCGCCUUCGUGCUCAUGCGCCAGCAGGUGAGGCUGGACGCCGCGCGCCUCGCUUCCACGCGCGCCUGCGGCACCGAGGACUGCCGCGAGCAGGCCGCCAGGCUCGCCAGGCGCAUCGACGCCGACCGGGAGCCCUGCGACGACCUCUACGCGUACACGUGCGGUGGCGCUGGAGUCGACGCGGCGAGGAAGGAACACCUGUUGACGCCGUACUUCGAAAGUGUGAAGGGCAUGAUUCUACGCGGCCUGGUACCGGAGGAGCGCAACAGCUCUAGCGCAGCGUACAAGGCCUUCUCCGCCUUCAACGCCUGCCUCUCGAGGGCCACGGACCUUGGCGUCGUCCAGCCGUUCGCGGAGUUCAUGACCGCGCGAAACAUACCGUGGCCCCGGAAACCUCCCAAAGACGCGGAUCCAUUGGACGUGCUCGUCGACCUGGCCGUCAACUGGAGGGUGCCGCUUUUGUUCGACGUGCGCGUCGUCUACACCAACCUCGACAACCCGCUGGUGGUCGCCGUCGACGAGAUGGGCUACGUAACCAUGCUCCGCAUGGAGCAGCUGUCCGCUUGCGGCGAAAGCGUCGGCGAGUACGACGAAAUACUGCGCAGCGUCGCCGGCUACCUGCGGCAAGACACGCGGCUCUGUGACAAGGACCGUCUCGAGCUUCGACUGGACGAGACGUCGGUCAGGAGCAACGUGACGUCGACCAUCCGGAUCGAGGAAGAUGAAGAAGGCGACGUGUUCGUCGCUUCCCUUAACGACAGCGUGCCCUCAUCGGACAUCGGUCGGACAUGGCUAACCCUCUUGCAGCGCCACCUGGGCUCGGACGUCCAGCUUUCGCCCGCGACGAAGCUCCAAGCUCACAGCGAGCGACACUUCUACGAAAUCCUCGCCCUGUUGGAGACGUUCCCACGCGAGAGACUGCUGAACGUCAUCGGCUGGACGUUCGCCUACUCGUACCUGUGGAUCGUGAACCCGGACCUGGACCACUUCCGGCCCGGCAAGGAGUGCGACGUCUUCGACAUACAGGCGGCCUGCUUCCUGACCGUCCAGGAGUCGUUCGGCACGGUCCUGGUGGCGCCGCAGUUCCUCGCGUACUUCCAGCAGGCCGACCGACAACGCGUCUUCACCAUGCUCGACGGGACCACACAGCUCCUGGCGCGAGCUGUACGGACAUCGAGGAGCUUGGGCGACGCCACCAAGCGGUGGGCCGUCGAGAAGAUCCUGGGGAGGACCCGUCGUCGCCUGUGGCCGCCGGAGCCGUUCUUCCACACGCAGCUGCUGGACGAACUGUACGAGAGGUUUCCCGUGACGUCGACGAGCUUCUACGAGUCCUGGUUCGAGUCACGGAGGGCCGUGCGCAGGAUGUUGAAGAACAGCUACUACAACCGCCUGAUGACCGGCAACGUGAGGUGGCACGCCGGAGAGGUGCGCUAUUCGUACGCGGGGAGCCUGCUCGAAGUCGGCCUCUCGGCUCUGUUCCCGCCGUCCUACUACCGUCACGACACGGGCGCGUUGGCCUACAGCGGCCUGGGCUUCCAGCUCGCCAGGGCGCUGGUCAGAGCCGUGGAUCAGCGCGGCCGCACCAUCGACGCCACCGCGGUCGCGGAGGAGGUGUGGACGCAGGUCGAGAAGUGCCGCCUGGACUCGGCUAACACCAGCCGCGAGAGGGACGCCGUGGCUCGCCUGUUCGCCCUGGAAAUCGCCCUGGCGGCUCUCGGGGAGAACUUCCAGCUGGACCGGCUGGACAGGCUCGAGGGCCUCGAGCGGUUGACGGGUUUGCAGACCUUCUACGUCAACUUUUGCGCCAACUUUUGCGACCAUCCGCGCGGCGCGGAGCUGUGCAACGUAGCGAUGAACGCGAGCGGAUACGGCGACGUCUUUGAGUGCCCAGGUGCGCCGUCGCCCGGUACGGACCGACGACGGUGUCUCGUCGUUUGAGAUGUACUAAUCGUUUUGGCGACUCGGAUCGCGAACGCCGCAAGCCGCUCAAAUAAAAGAAAACAGAUAUCGCGCUGAAACCACCGACGAUGAUUGUCAAAUCGGCGAAUAGCCGAACGCUUCUAGAACGAAGUUUUAAAGGAAUGAUGCGCUUGAAGAUGCAUGAAAUAAUACGGUGAGGAUAUUUAGGUAGCGUUUAUUUCAUUGCUUAAUGCCGGAGAGAACGCAGCCAUUAACCAGCACAUUUGAAGCGGUAGUAUAGCGGCUGUACAAUAAGUCGAUUCGUCAAGUGUGUGCCGGCUCCUGUGGUGUGAGCGCCGACGAGGAUGACCCUCCCGUAGCCGCCUCAUGGGGAGAAGAUGGUGCGAAACGAGGGCUGUCAUUCCUGAAUGCUCCACCUAAGCAUAAGGCGUGUUCCCUACGCGGAAGCAGAGUGAUGAUGAUGACGAUAAUAAAUGAAAUAAAGUAUUGUGUAUCAAGGUAGUCAGCUUUGCGUAGGCAAGUAGAGUAACAAAAACUUAAUAUUAAAAGUACCCAAGUAAAGGGUCGACGUCAAGAAUGAGUAAAAUAAAUUUUGAAUAAUGAUAAUAUGAUUGUGAAUUUGUGU
Molecule: messenger RNA, 2984 nt
Organism: Dermacentor andersoni
Lineage: Eukaryota; Metazoa; Arthropoda; Arachnida; Ixodida; Ixodidae
Product: membrane metallo-endopeptidase-like 1
Biological process (GO): protein processing
Cellular component (GO): plasma membrane
Molecular function (GO): metalloendopeptidase activity
Source: RefSeq, a predicted model, not a curated record